AUGAAGAAAUCUGUUCUGAUGCACAUACUAAAUUCAAAUAAUGAAAAUCUCAAAGAUAUUAGUCGAUAACUAUUGAAUAUUGGUAUUCGAAAAGUAUUCUAUGAAUUAUCCAGACCUUUUGAAUAAGUAUUGUUCCCGGAAUAUAUGAUCAAAUUACUUAGCGUCUUUCAUUAUAUGAUUCAAGAAAAAACCUUAUAGAAGGACGAAUUUGUCGAUAACCAUAUUUUCAGCAUUACAAAUUCUUAGGAAGGCAACGCCAUUAUGGAGAGACUAUAAACAGAUUUAAAUUUGACUGCCUCAAGAAGUGUAAAUUUGGCUCCCAGUUGGGAUGGCACACCCAAAUCCUACAUCCACAAUAAUUACUUCAAGGCAAGUCCCGAAUAGAAGAAGAGUGCCACAGACAAAAAGAUUGAGUUUAAGCAAUUGAGAGACCCCCUCAACUAUUAAUAGAUAUUGCAACUCUAUUACACCUAUUUGAAAAAAGUGUGUAUGCAAUAGAACAGCGGAGUCCCCAUCAUAGAUUGCUUUGUCAUUCAGAACAUUCAGUGCAUGGGAUUACGAAUUAUAGAGGGAUAGAGGAAUUAAAAACUUGCCUUUUGCUUUAACCUAAUCAUCAGGGAUAUGAUAUCAUAUCAGUCUUAAAUAAUAGAGCUGGUGAGCAAUUCAAUGAACAACGUCGAGAAGACAUAAAUUCACGAGGUCUACAUACAGAUGUAUCUCAACAGUAAGUAGUUGAAGUACUAUGGGAAGUAAAAUAGAGUAAAGAUAGACUAAUCUCAAUUCAAGGAGUUUAAGAACAACCAGAACAUUCACAGAUUAAAACUCAAGCUGUGUGAAUCUAGGGAGAGGAUGGAGUAGAAGGACUUGAAGGAUGAGCAAAACUUCUUUAAUUAUGAAAGGACUCAACUAUACAAUUAAUUUUGA
Paramecium tetraurelia is the source of this 924-nucleotide messenger RNA. RefSeq lists its product as uncharacterized. The transcript is spliced from 2 exons. The record is from RefSeq and is a predicted model, not a curated record. NCBI's taxonomy places the organism in Eukaryota, Ciliophora, Oligohymenophorea, Peniculida, Parameciidae.